Molecule: messenger RNA, 1434 nt
Organism: Sparassis crispa
Lineage: Eukaryota; Fungi; Basidiomycota; Agaricomycetes; Polyporales; Sparassidaceae
Product: Cysteine synthase 2
Exons: 16
Coding region: 1-1434 (477 amino acids)
Cellular component (GO): cytoplasm
Molecular function (GO): cysteine synthase activity
Source: RefSeq, a predicted model, not a curated record
AUGGCUUCUUCGUGGCUCCCGUCUCUUCGGCUGCCUUUCAACGUGCAUCUUCCGACAUCUACAACCCUGCGGCAUAUAGUCUAUGGGAUUAUAAUCGGCUUUUCGCUUUCUCUGACCUCGACUUCCUUCGCAUCAUACUACCAGCAGCGUAAGAGGGAACGACUGGCGCGUCAAUUCGAGGCACGCCCCAUAGAGCUUCGCAGCGAUGAAGUGCUUCGCGGCGUGACUGGGUUGAUCGGAAAUACACCUUUGGUGAGAAUAAACUCCCUGAGUGAUGCUUUGGGAGUAGAAAUAUUAGGGAAGGCGGAGUUUCUCAAUCCUGGAGGCAGUGUCAAGGACCGGGUCGCACUGCGAAUGAUAGAAGAUGCGGAACUGCAGGGCCUCCUGUAUCCACAUACAGGCUCUCGCAUUUUUGAAGGUACGGUAGGUUCCACCGGUAUAUCAAUUGCGACCAUUGCACGAGCUAGAGGAUAUGAAGCAACAAUUAUCAUGCCAGACGACGUUGCCCAGGAAAAAGUGCAGGCUCUACUGGCACUCGGCGCAGAAGUGGAGAGGGUGAGGCCCGCAAGUAUUGUGGAUAAGAAGCAAUUUGUGAACCUGGCCCGUGAACGAGCGAAGAAUUUCGCAGACGACCCCAUCUCCGAUUCCGCGUCUCCCCUGCACCACCACCUCCUGCGCACCUCAACCACCUCCGUCGUCGUAUCGACAACCGCUACGGAGGCACUGACUGAAGGCCACGCUGUCAUGUCCGCGCAAGAAGAGGAGGAGCUACGGACAAAACCCAGAGGAUUUUUUGCGGAUCAGUUUGAGAACAGAAGCAAUUAUCUUGCCCACUUUGACGGCACUGGCCCGGAGAUCUGGAGGCAGACUAAUGGCAGGGUAAAUGCGUUCGUUUCUGGGGCAGGUACUGGAGGUACAAUCGCUGGCACUGGCCAAUAUUUGAAGUCAGUGGACGAUGAUGUCCUGGUUGUGCUAGCCGAUCCCGAGGGUAGUGGGCUAUAUAACAAGGUGAAGCAUGGUGUCAUGUUUGACCAGAAGGAAGCGGAAGGCACGAAGCGGCGACAUCAGGUGGACACUGUAGUCGAAGGAAUAGGGAUUAACCGGCUUACUCACAACAUGGAGCUCGCGCUCCCCAUAAUCAAUGAUGCUUUCCGGAUCACCGAUGCCGAGGCGGUGAGCAUGUCGCGCUACCUCGUGCACAAUGACGGCCUCUUCCUGGGCUCCAGUAGCGCAUGUAACCUUGUAGCAGCCAUCAAGCUCGCAAAGAAGAUGGGAUGGAAGGAAGGCCAGACCAUUGUCACCAUAUUGUGCGAUUCGGGAAGUAGGCAUUAUUCAAAGUUCUGGAACGAUGAUUACCUCCGUUCAGCCGAAAUACCUGUGGACACGGGCAUCAUCGAAGAUAUGUUGAGGUACUCGCCCGACAGAGCACCAUAG